AGAAGGAGCAGCAUCACUUAAUUGGGCGUCGAUCAACUCCUGAGGAUUUAGCUGAAAUCAUGCAAGCACCAAAGAGGACUUAAGAAAAGUCUUCCACAGAGAUCAGCAGACGGUGAAGCUCCAGAACAGCCUAGCUUCAGCAUGUUUAGAGCUGUGUUUGGAAACAAGAAAGAGGGAAAAGGCAAGACUGGAGGAAAGAAGAACCAGAGAUACCCAGGUGGGGAGGUGUACACUCCCAGCACCUUGCAGAGGGGUGGGGAUGGGCGACCCUCACACUUCCAAGACCAAGACUACAAAGAAAGUCCAUCAAAACUGUCGAGACUGACCAAAGGCGUGUCCAUUUCCUUGCCAUCGUCACCUCUUCUUCCUCGUCAGGCCGACAUAGUUCCAUCUCAUUCCUGCAUCAGAUUCCCAGGACGGGUAAGGAGGCAGGAGUAUGUGGAUAGCUCUUCCAAUGCGAGAGAACCUCUUGUCUUUGCCUCGUGCCGUGGCAAGACAGACCACAGAGACCUCCACGUGGAGCCCCAGCUGGGCUCCUCCCUUUCUACCCAGGAACUGAUGACCAGACUAUGCUUCUUAUUGGGAGAAGCAACGCCCGGCACUGCUAGCUCUCCUAUGGAGGACAGGAGGGAAAAGAAGUGUGACACCUCUGCACAGGGGGGGAGUCCAAGCUCCACUCUGACCUGCAGUACUGCCUCUCCCUGUUCAGAGAGCCCUUCGUCCACUCUAAGCACCAGUGCUGGAGGGCAGUCUUUGCCCCUGCCUUUACCCUUGCCUUCACCUCACUGCAGCUCCACCCCGAGCCCCAGUGGGACCCUCACUAGCCCUGUUCCUAACCCUGCGCCUUCGUCUCUUGUUCCUAUCUCUGGGAACAACCCUGGACCCACUUCUCAAAGUCCCACCUCCACUCUGGAGAGCAAAGACAGUGGAAUCAUAGCAACUAUCACGAGUUCUUCUGAAAAUGAGGAGCGCAGCGCCUCCAGUGCUGAUCUGACUAAGGAUGAAGGCCCAGGGGGUGGUGCAGUUGUAAUGGGCCAUGCAAGCGAGGACCGUCAUCCUGGGCCAACCAGGGACACUCUGACUGCCCAACCAGAUGAGGCCUUACCUAGAACUGACAUCAUGGAGCCCAGGACUCCACCCGCACCCAAGAGACCCCUACCACAACAUGUACACAGCACUUCCUCCCUCGUCAUGCCUCGUCCAAACUCUGUGGCAGCAACCAGUUCCACCAGACUGGAGGAUUUGACUUAUCUAGACAACCAAAGGGCUGCUGGACAUAGGAGCUCUGUCCGCAAACACAACACAGCUGGACGCACAAGUGAUGACUCCAAAGGGAGGUUGGUUCCAUUCAAACAAGCUGACAUCAUGUUAAAGCCGCUGUUGUUUGAAGUCCCUGGCAUCACGGCGGACACACCCUUUGUGGGACGGGAUUGGCUCUUCAUACGUCUGGAGGAGGUCCUGAGAAAAACAAGUAGCUGUGAGGGACGAGGAGCUGUCAUCGUGGGGAACGCAGGAUCUGGAAAAACUGCUAUCAUCUGGCAGCUGCUGACACUCAGCUGUCAUGGCAUCCGCACACCACAGGGAGGGACCAGCAUCCCUCACAGUCCCAGCUCCUCCCCCAAAUGUGGGGAUCGACAAGGAAAAGCAGCCUCCAAACAGCCAACCGAUUCCCAGUCCAACCAGAACGCUGCUGCAGGAACAAGUGAAAGUACAGCGCAGAGGAAGGAGGCUGUCAGAUGCCUAGCUGCCAAGGUGGUUGCCUAUCAUUUCUGUCAAGCUGACAACACAUACACUUGCCUGGUGCCGGAGUUUGUUCACAGUGUUGCCGCCCUGCUGGCCAGAGCGCCACAGCUCACCCCCUACAGGGAGCUGCUGGUCCAAGAGCCUCACCUACAGAAUGCGCUGAGUCUGCGUUCCUGUGUCCAAGACCCCAUCGCUGCUUUCAGGAAGGGUGUCCUGGAGCCCCUCGCCAGUCUGCGCAAGGAACGAAGAUUACCUGAAGAGGACUAUAUCAUUUUAAUUGACAGUCUUAAUGAAGCAGAAUUUCAUAAACCAGACUAUGGUGACACCAUUGCAACCUUCAUCACCAAAAUAAUCUCCAAGUUUCCUCUCUGGCUCAAGUUGGUGGUCACUGUCAGGACAGGGCUGGUGGAAAUCACCACCCUCCUGCCCUUCUCUGGCAUUUCUCUGGACAUCUUGCCAGACAGCAGUGAUCUGGGAGCUGACCUGAGUGAUUACAUCCAUCACCGGGUCAGCAGCAGCACUCAUGUCGCCGCUAACGUCACCACACCGACGGGCUCCGCCCCCGAUCCGCUGCUCCUCAGCAAAUUCAGCAGCCACCUGUCAACACGGAGUCACGGCUCCAUCCUCUACCUGCAGCUGACCUUGGAUCUAUUCCAUAAGGGCCACCUGGCUCUGAAAGGAGGAAACUACCUGGUGGUCCCCGUCUCCCUGUCAGAGGUGUACCUGCUGAUGUGUCGUGUGAGCUUUCCGGAUAAAGAGGUCUUUGAACGGGUGCUUCCGGUGCUAAAUGUGGCACUGGCGUCUCUGCACCCACUGACUGAUGAACAAAUGUUCAGGGCGCUGAAUGCAGGCAGUGUGAGGGGGGAGCUGGAGUGGAAGGACUUCCAGCAGAGAUUAGACAGUCUGGCUGGAUUCAUGGUGAGACGCAGGGAUGGCACCAGAAUGCUGUGUCAUCCAUCCUUCAGAGAGUGGCUUGUUUGGAGAGCAGACGGAGAGAGCACUGACUUUCUCUGUGACCCAAGGAGUGGCCAUGCUCUGCUUGCCUUCAUGUUCUCCAGACAGGAGGGCAAGUUAAACCGACAGCAGACAAUGGAACUGGGACAUCACAUCCUCAAGGCUCAUAUAUUCAAGGGUCUGAGUAAAAAGACAGGGGUGUCCUCCAGCGUUCUUCAGGCCAUGUGGGUAAACUGCAGCACAGACAGUCUGUCGGCUGCCCUGGCCUCCCUGAGGAACCUCUACACACCGAACAUCAAGGUGAGCCGUCUGUUGAUGUUAGGGGGGGCGAGUGUGACCUGGUGUACGGAGGUGGUAGGUCGUGCCCCCAUCCUAGCUGUCCACGCCCACUUGGGACAUGUAGAGAUGGUAGCUCUGCUUCUUGAGAUGGGGGCACCUGUAGAUGGAACCACAGACAGCGGCAUGACACCACUCUGCCUGGCCGCUGCUGCAGGACACACGGACAUCGUCAGCCUGCUCUGCAAGAAAGGAGCUAAGGUGGGCCAUGCUGAUAAGAAUGGCCAGUGUGCACUCGUGCAUGCCGGGUUAAAGGGCCACACAGAAAUCAUCAACAUCUUGCUGGGCCAGGACUGGGGAUCAGAGAACCCAGCUGACCCACAACAGCCGCACGGCAAUGAGAAUGUGACCGGGAAGACACAGGCGGCCCAGCAGGCGGUCACAGCUGCCGCUAGUGUGGGACACACACAGGUUGUGAAGAGCUUGCUGGACUUGAAAGAUGAACAGCUGGCUGUGCAGAUGGACUCUCACGACUCUCUCUGGGGAGAAACGGUGCUGAGCGCGGCGGCAGGGAGAGGGAGGACUGAGAUGGUCGUGUUCCUUCUGGAGCGAGGGGCGGGGCUAGAAAUACCCAACCGCAGAGGGAUGGUGCCACUGCUCAGCGCCAGCAAACAUGGACACACACAGAUUGUAGAGUUACUGCUUAAACACGGUACAGACAUCAACGUCACUGACAAACAGGGUCGCACUCCGCUGAUGCUGGCUGCCUCCGAGGGCCACACGAGUACUGUGGACCUGCUGCUGUCCAAGGGAGCUUCUCUGUCCAGCACUGAUCAGGACAGUCUCACUGCGCUCAGCUGGGCUUGUCUGAAAGGCCAGAAAGGCACGGUGCAGCUUCUGGUGGAGGCGGGCGCCGACCUGAACCAACCUGACAGACAGGGCCGGACUCCCCUGGACCUUGCUGCCCUCAAUGGAGACGCAGAUAUAGUGCAUUGCUUGGUGGAUCACGGAGCUGUGUUGGAAAGAGCUGAAAACAGUGGAAACAGAGGCUCAGAACGGACGCCCGGCUGCCAGAACCCGGCCCUGGUGGCUUCGCUACUGAAGAAAGGAUCUAAAAUGGGGUACAGAACAGCUCCACAUGAUCGAUCAGGUCACGCUACAUGGGCCAUGGCUUCCUCUAAACCAGACAUCCUCCUUAUCCUGCUGCAGAAGCUGAUGGAGGAAGGGAACAUGCUUUAUAAGAAAGGACGCAUGAAAGAGGCAGGUCAGCGUUACCAGUAUGCCCUCAGAAAGCUGCCUCGUGAGGGCCAAGGAGAGGAGCUGAAAGGGCUCAAAGACUUGCGGGUUUCCCUCUAUCUCAACCUUUCCCGCUGCCGCAGGAAAUCCAAUGACUUUGGCAUAGCUGAGGAGUUUGCAACAAAAGCCCUGGAGCUCAAACCCAGGUCUUAUGAAGCAUAUUACGCCAGAGCACGGGCCAAGAGGAGCAGCAGGCAGUUUGCUGCAGCGCUGGCAGACCUCCAUGAAGCAGCGCGACUCUGCCCCUCGAACCGGGAGAUCCGCCGCCUACUGGCACGGGUAGAGGAGGAAUGCAAACAUUAUCAGAAGGCAGCGAGUAACAACAACACUGUACCGGGUUACAACAGGGACCCUCACGCCCACCACCAUCAGACCCCAGAGGACGAGGCAGACGUUUAUUCACAGGGAAGUCUAGAGAGGCAGAUCCCUGCAGAACAGACCGACACCGAGAAGGAAGAAGACAAGGAUGAAAGUGAGGAGGUGAUGUUGCAGUGUGGAAAAAGCCCUGAAUUUUGGCCCCUGAAUCCUUACGCACCAAACAGGACUCUCCCUGGCGGCGGCGCUUUUGGUCUGACAGAUCAGACACCUUGUUUGCCCUCAGAGGAGUUUGUUCACAACCCCCUGUUUGUAGACAUGCCUGAGCCUGUCCCUGCAAUCAGCAGGCAGACACAAAACCAAGGCAGCAGGACUCAUAUCCACUGCCACUCCCUCCAGUCAGGGAGCAGAGUGGGGGGCAGACCUCUGUCUCUGUGUGGCCCCUCCAGCCCUCUGCCAGGCAGACACAUCUCCACCUCUUUGAGGCCCGCUCCGGUGAUGGGUAUCGACAUCGGCCCCGGAUCGAUCAGCGAACACUCCGGACACAGCCCCACAGAGCACUUUCACCCCAUGUCCCCCAGCAGCUCCUCCCCACCGGGCCCCAUCCACAUGUACCACCCCCGCUCCUCCAGCUUCUCCAGGGCCUCGGACAGGCUCUCCACCCAUUCUGUGGCUCUGGAUGGUCUGGCUCUGGCUCUGGGUUCUGGUAUGGAGGUUAGGAGGGAGGGUGGUGGAGGCACAGCAGGUUCCAGAGGCUCCAGCUCCAGUCAGGCCUCCAGUGGGAACCUGUCUGAUGGAGGCAGGCAGCAGAUGCCCGAGGCACCGUGUGCCAUCAAGAGCAGCGGUAGCUUCAAGGCAAAACCUGAACUAAAGCCCCGACCCUUCAUGGGAGUCAUGGACAAAUCAGUGAGAGUCCAGGGCCAGCAGACAUCUGGAUUAAGCCGACAGGGAGGAGGGGAGAGUUUCAGUAUGUCGGUCAUGGAGUUCCAAGGGUUGAACAAUGAGUUCAAACGCGCCUCUUUUCAGGAGCAGACCAACAGCCAGCAGCAGGGCCGGGAGCUUGGGGAGAGGCUCCACCAGCGAGAGACCAGAGCCUCCUCUUCCUCCUCCUCCUCCUCCUCCCAGCUCCGCUUCCCCGAUGGAAGGCACAGACAGGCAAGCCUGACCAGAGACAACCCGGCCCUGCAUAUGGCUCCAAUCAAACCCAAACGAUCAUUUAUAGAGUCCAAUGUCUGAAUAUAGUUGAUCAAAGCACAGAUAGAGGCUGUUUUCAACAAACUAUGACCCACAUAAGGUAGCAAGGGAGACUGGUUUGAGCCUGUUUGUAGAGUUAUGCUGCUGCACUGCAUUUACAAUCUAGAACCGGUGUUCAACUCAGGCUACUAUGCUUUGCUUUCAUGUCUACAGCUACACUAGUAUAUUAAAAAAAACCCAGACAUACCUUAAGUAGGAAUUAAAAAAACAUAACAGUAUAUUGUCUCAACCUUUGAUUUAUUAUAUCAAAUGUAGAAGUCAGAGAAAGCUUUGUGCACGAAUAUACAAAACCUCAUGCUAUUAGUUGCAGAAUAUGACCAUUUCUAUCGUCAAGUGUCUUUUAAAAUACAUUUAUAUUUGUACGGUGUACACUAUAUUUGCAGAUUAUAUAUAUAUAUAAAUAUAAAUAUAUUUCCCUGUAAGUGGUUAUCUGUCAGCAUUACAGGCUUCAAAAGAAAUGACUUUGUGUACUUGAGAUUCUUUUUCUUGGUACAUUUGAUAAACAAGCACUGUACAUGACAUUGUUGGAAACUUCUUAGCAAAAUUCUAAUAUUGAAUUGAGUGCUUCAAUAUUCACAGUAUAUGUUAUUUAUUUUUGCAUAGCAGAGAACAUAUUCAUAUGGAGUGUUUAUUGUUUAUUUGGACACAGAGAGCAUUUACACAAGCAACAAUAACAAUGAAUAAAAAAAACAUUAAGAGACUUUUACUUCAUAUAACCUUUUCAGAGUCGUACUAUGGAUUACAGAAUGCUACCACAUAUAUUAUUGUGGUAUAAUAAAAUAUUAAUGGAGGACUACAUUUCGACAUGUACUUCUUUCAGAGUGUAAUUGAUAAAAUGUUGUCUUAGUUUAACAGUAAGCACAGAUGCAUGAAAAGUGACAGCACAACCUCACAUCUCCAGACAUUAAACUGUGGUAACAAAAUAAAAGACAUUUAUAUUACAAUUAUAUGUGAACUUUUAAAGUUCUGAACAUUGCUAAAAUAUAGAUUUUGAAGACAAAAGAUGUUUAUACAGUGACUUAAACCCUUAACUACUUUGGCUGGCAAGUUGUAUUCCCUUAUAUUUGUAAGACUCAGUCACAAACUGGGCCAUGAAAUGAUAAAGAAUUGAAAUUAAAAUUUGCCGUUAAAAUUUUAUAUCACACUAACCAUUAUAGCAGAUAUACAUUUUUUUAAGUUUAUUUUGACUAAAUUAAAAGU
Sphaeramia orbicularis (orbiculate cardinalfish) is the source of this 7038-nucleotide messenger RNA. RefSeq names its product protein TANC1-like. Lineage: Eukaryota; Metazoa; Chordata; Actinopteri; Kurtiformes; Apogonidae. The record is from RefSeq and is a predicted model, not a curated record. Gene Ontology annotation, molecular function: protein binding. The transcript is spliced from 29 exons. The coding region runs from base 142 to 5820 and encodes 1892 amino acids.